Molecule: messenger RNA, 969 nt
Organism: Engraulis encrasicolus (European anchovy)
Lineage: Eukaryota; Metazoa; Chordata; Actinopteri; Clupeiformes; Engraulidae
Product: GTPase IMAP family member 9-like
Exons: 4
Coding region: 1-969 (322 amino acids)
Molecular function (GO): GTP binding
Source: RefSeq, a predicted model, not a curated record
AUGUUUCCAGUCUUAUGUGAUUUUCUUCAUUUGUCAGAGUUGAGGAUUGUGCUACUGGGAAUCAAAUAUGGAGGGAAGAGGUCAUCAGGAAACACCAUCCUGGGUAGAGAGGAGUUUGGUGCUGCAGGGAGAAAAGCUCAGAGUGUGAAGAGACAGGGAGAAGUAGCAGGCAGACAUAUCACUGUGGUGGAGGCUCCAGGAUGGAAUAUUGUAACUACAGAAUACACACCCACCAUGACCAAAGAGGAGAUUGAGCUCAGUGUGUCUCUGUGUCCUCCUGGACCCCAUGCUCUACUGCUGGUCAUAGGGUUGAAUAGAUCGUUCAAAGAGGAACUGAGAAGAUCAGUGCAGCAACACCUAGAGCUUCUGGGUAAGAGAGUGUGGAGUCACACUAUAGUGCUGUUCACCCGUGGAGACCGGCUGGGAGACACACCCAUUGAGCAGCACAUUGAGAGUGAAGGAGAGAGUCUGCAGUGGCUGGUAGAGAAAUGUGGGAACAGAUAUCAUGUCUUCAACAAUAAGAGGAGAGAUGACCACAUGCAGGUCACACAGCUGAUGGAGAAGAUAGAAGAGAUGGUGGCAGCAAACAGAGGACAGUGUUAUGAGAACCGAAAAGAGCAACAACGGCCUCUACGAAAAGCACGCAGCUAUGGCGAGGUUCCACCAAGCAUGAGUGGAGCGUCCGGUGAAGACACUGAACGCUGGUCUGUCUCCAGCACCGCCUCCAGCUCCCCAAGCUCCUUGUAUGGAUCAAUCAGGUCUACAGUGUCUUUCCAAAGUUCUGGUUAUGAGUCUUUGAGUUCUGGAGGUUCUGUUCGUAGUUUUGGUUCUGAAAAGAUGGAAUUGGCCAAACGAAUGGGCCUCUCCAACAUUCUUGAGGUAUAUGAUGAAUCAGAGCACAUACACGAGGACACAAGAGAGAAGAAGCCAUCAAGAAAGGACAAGUACAUAGAUUUUGAUUGUCCAUAA